ACCAUCACAUCGAAAAGCAGCAAAAUUCUGUUGGUAAACAUACGCAAGAAGAAGUCGAAGUCUGGCAAAUUAAUGCGCCAGCAUGCAAGCGCAACCAGUUGAUUGCAAUUCCCUGGAUACAGUGAACCUGACGGAACCCAUCUGAAUGGAUUUACAGCCGACUCGCAGUGAGAAGCGAGAAAUAAGCACCUGCAGUUGCUGUUGAGUCAUCAGCUUUUAGCCAAAUAGCCAAAAAAAACAAGGCCAGCAGUCGUUAGAACCACCCAACCUGCUGACCAGGUAGGACGACAAAGGUAGCCCCAGGUGAGCCACAGAGCGCGCACAUACACACACGCACACCACCCCAACCCAGUAACCCCAAAAACCAACCCAUUGCGGCACUGGCCCCAAUGGAGGACUACAAGUUCCUGUUCAAAAUCGUCCUGGUGGGCAAUGCGGGCGUGGGCAAGACCUGCCUGGUGCGUCGCUUCACCCAGGGCCUGUUUCCGCCUGGGCAGGGAGCCACCAUCGGCGUGGACUUCAUGAUCAAGACGGUGGAGGUGGAGGGCGAGAAGAUCAAGCUGCAGAUCUGGGACACUGCCGGCCAGGAGCGUUUCCGCUCCAUCACGCAGAGCUACUAUCGAUCAGCCCACGCUCUGAUCCUCGUCUACGACAUCAGCUGCCAACCCACGUUCGACUGCCUGCCCGAUUGGUUGCGCGAGAUCCAGGAGUAUGCGAACUCCAAGGUGCUCAAGAUUCUGGUGGGGAACAAGACGGAUCGGGAUGACCGCGAGAUACCCACGCAGAUUGGCGAGGAGUUUGCCAAACAGCACGACAUGUACUUCCUGGAGACGUCCGCCAAGGAGGCGGAGAACGUGGAGCGGCUGUUCUACGAGAUAGCCGCCGAAUUGAUUGGCCAGGCCAGGAGCAAGGAUGGCAGUAGUUCGGCUGCGGCGGCGGCCGCCCAGCGCCAGUCGGAGGGCAGCUCCAUCGGGCUGGGGAGCUUCAGUGCCAAGGCAGCGCAGAGCAAUUGCUGCGGCGGACUCGCCAGCGGCGGCGGCGGCGGCUCCAACUCUAGUCAAGUGGGUUGAGCUGCAAACUGAACUGGAAACUGAGCAGCUACUCUAUAAAUAGUUAAGGACUAAUCGUGAUAUUUCAUUGAUUUUUUACCAUCAAGCUCCUCUAUUCUAACACCUUUCUUCAUUUGUUAAACGACCUUGAUUACCGAUUAUCACGAUUAAGAUUACAUCUGAGGUGAAUAUACCUCAUGUUGAUGAUUUAAUACCUUAACUUGAUAAAUAACUUUAUUUCCGAUUACUUUUACAGAAAAAGUGUUUAAAACUAUAUCUAAAAGAAUUUAACUAAUAACAAAUAGCCCAAAUUAUUUAAGUUAACCAAAAAUCACGGUUAAGAUCCACUUCUAACCUGUGCAUUCGAAACUGGAAACUGAGCAGCUAAUCUAUAAAUAGAUAAACACUAAUCGUGAUAUUCGUUUCAUCUUUUACAACGUAUUGUUUUCUUAUAGUCAAACAAAAAGCUCUCCCAAAUCAAAGUAUUUUGUUUCCUAUUAUUUAUAAAGCCAAACUAUAAUUAUACUAACAAUUUAUUGAUCGAUCUACAAUUCUUUAAGUUGACCCCAAUUAUUUUGUAACCCAAUUAUCACGAUUAAUAUCUACUCCAAAACUAGCUGUCAAUGACUAAGGAUGCUAAAUAUUUGUGUUACAAGAACUCCAUUGGAGGUGUUUUUAAGCGCCUAAUUUUAUUGAUUAGUAUUAUGUUACCGUAUUGAUCCAAUUGUGGAUCGUUUACCAAGUGAGCAUCACAAUCACAGCCAAUGCUGCGAGAAUUUAUGAUAUCAGUAAUGCUAUGCACAGAAUUCUGUUUAUUUUAAUUGUUUCCUAAGAAGUAUUGCAUAUUUUAUACAUUGAAUUUUUUGUAUACAUAUACAAUUUAUGCAUAUUUAUUUGCAAUUAUUUUUAAAUAUUUUUAUGAUUAAUGUGCAAUCAUUUGUAAUGCAAUUUUUAAACGGUACUCGUAAUAGUGUUUAAGGUAAUUUCAUGACAUUCCAAAAAUUAAGAAGUAGAAACUGUAUGGAUAGACCAGAAAACUAAAUAAUAAAA
Molecule: messenger RNA, 2099 nt
Organism: Drosophila subpulchrella
Lineage: Eukaryota; Metazoa; Arthropoda; Insecta; Diptera; Drosophilidae
Gene: Rab30
Product: ras-related protein Rab-30
Exons: 2
Coding region: 390-1070 (226 amino acids)
Biological process (GO): Rab protein signal transduction
Cellular component (GO): trans-Golgi network
Molecular function (GO): GTPase activity; GTP binding
Source: RefSeq, a predicted model, not a curated record